CAACCUGAGCACCCAAUCUCUAUAUUGUUUUCCCAACAGCCACCUGUCUACAGAUUAACAGCCACAAGACCGGCAAUAGUAAGAGCCAAAGAACUGCUGGGAACUUUAGAUUUUACGAUGCCCCCCUUACUUUCUUUAUGCAGUAUCGAAUUUACUCCUUGGCAGUUAAAUAAACCCGUUUUCAAUUUAAAUCUUACAUGUUAUGCUAAAGAGAGUACACCACGGGAAUUACUUAGAGCUGAAUUUAGAAAUAUAAUCAAUGCCUAUGAUGAUGCUGUUUUUAUUUAUACUGAUGGUUCCAAAAAGGAGAGUGGGGUUGGUUGCGCGUUUGUGGUUGGGGAUAGUGAUUAUUCAUGGAGCUUACAGAGUUUUGCGUCUAUCUUCUUUGCGGAGUUGUAUGCCAUCUUCCAGGCUCUGUUAUUCAUCCGUAUGAGUCAUAAUGGAAAUAACUUUGUCAUAGUUACAGACUCGUUGAGUGCUCUUAAAUCAUUACAAGCAAUGUGUCCAAAUGAACCGAUGGUACGGAUGGUUGGAGAAUUGUUACAUGUUAUCUUGCUUUCUGGAAAACAGAUCGUAUUUAUAUGGGUGCCCGGUCAUAUCGGCAUUGAGGGUAAUGAAAGGGCAGAUAAAGCAGCAGGACACGGGGUUGACGGUAACAGUGUUGACGUCAGUGUAUGUCGUCAUAAGGAUGUCAUAAGGCAUCUUAAAUCGCUGGUAUAUAACAAGUGGCAGAAUGACUGGCAACACAAUGAAAGUUUUCUACGCCGUAUCAAACCCUUAAUAAAACCUUGGAAUCAGCCCAUUAUCUUCAAUAGAUUAGAACAGGUGAAACUAGCGAGAUUACAUAUAGGACAUACACAACUAACUUCCGGUUAUUUGUUAAAACGAGAACCAAGACCUGUAUGUUUGGGCUGCGAAGUUCAUCUCACGGUAAUGCAUAUCCUGCUAGACUGUGAAUUAUAUGCCAACGAGAGACAAUUACAUAAUAUCUCAUGUCUGGAUGAUGCAUACGCGAAUCCUGUUAAUUUGAUUGAAUUUUUUAAGUGCAUUGAUUUGUUCCAUCAAUUAUAAAUACGGUGAGCGCUAAAGAUCUUCGCUAUCGAAGCGCUUCUAAUAUCAAUAAUAAUAAUAA
This is a messenger RNA of Onthophagus taurus, 1132 nucleotides long. NCBI's taxonomy places the organism in Eukaryota, Metazoa, Arthropoda, Insecta, Coleoptera, Scarabaeidae. The record is from RefSeq and is a predicted model, not a curated record.